AUGAGAACAAGUCGAUGUGUAUAUUAUGGGCGUCUAUAUGCUCUGUUCGCCAUCUACUUUCUCUGCGACCUUGGCGAAAGUCGUCUGGAUAUAACUACAUUGAGCACACGUGAAAUAAAUACGCGAUUUGUGGGUACUGCUCAUGUCACUGAAUUUGCCUCGGAAGAAUUUGUAACUGUUAGAUUUCUAGGUAUAUCAUACGCCAAGAUAUCUCAAAGGUUCGCUAAACCAGUGUUAAAUGUACCAAAGCCAGGUGUUGUUGACGCUAAAACGUUUGGUUAUAUUUGUCCGCAAGUUCUUACCCCAGGCGACCCGUGUCAAAAACAACCUAUGAGCGAGGAAUGUCUUUUCUUGAACAUCUAUGUCCCGCUUCAGAACAUCAGCAAUGAGACACGUAGUGAGAUUAUUAAAUCCAUAGCUACUAGCACACUUCCAACGGUUACAACACUCAAGCUAAACGGAUCUCUAGAAGAGUCUUCUAGUUCUUUGGAUAAUGCUUCGGCGCCAAUGUCAUCCAAUACAUCUUCUAAAUUAAUGCUUUCGUCAGUGAAAAGCAUACUGGACCAGAUGGAAAGGUUGGAAAAGACUUUAAUGACUGAUCUGAACGCAGAAAACAGAAGCGAAGGACGCUGGAGUUCGGUUAAGGUGACUAUGAAACGUUCAGCUUCACCUGCAGACACUCAUGACAAGCCUCUUGUUCUGCCAGCUAAUACAAAAUAUGCUGUAUUAGUGUAUCUUCAUGGCGGUGCUUUUGUUAUGGGCAGCGGCAACUGUUACGAUGGGUCAGUGCUGGCCGGACACGGAAAGAUAAUUGUAGUGACCGUUAACUACAGACUCGGCAAUCUGGGCUUUCUAACAACUAACGAUGGUGUAAUUCCAGGAAAUCUUGGAUUGUGGGAUCAGCAUGUGGCCGUUCAGUGGUUGAAGAAAUAUAUACAUAUCUUUGGUGGUGAUCCGGACCGUAUCACCCUUGGUGGUCAAUCUGCUGGGAGUUACAGCUCUAUCUACCAAGCUUUGUAUCAAGGGAAUGAUGGGCUGUUUCAGAGGGUUAUCGCCCAGAGUGGUACACCAACGGCUGUUAAAAGUGCUAGUUUAACAGGAUAUAACACUACAUUAAGAGUGGCCAAACAGCUAAACUGUGAAAUAAACACUACAAAUCAACAAUUGAAGGCUUGUCUGAUGAGCAUCUCAGCUGAAUCCCUGGUCAAUGUAAGUCUUCCUAUGCUGGUUCCUGGUAGUCUACCUAUCGAGCCAACAGUUGAAGAACCUUUUGUCCCUGAGGAUCCAUACAAGAUCUUGUCACAAAUGGCUGCACCCGCUGUUCGUAAACCCUUCACCCGUGCCUGGGUACUUCCAAAACAAAGAUCUUCUCAUCGGAUUAGAUGCUCAAGAUGGUGA
Candidula unifasciata is the source of this 1398-nucleotide messenger RNA. NCBI's taxonomy places the organism in Eukaryota, Metazoa, Mollusca, Gastropoda, Stylommatophora, Geomitridae. The record is from the annotation of a GenBank genome assembly.